Messenger RNA from Protopterus annectens (West African lungfish), 1449 nucleotides. RefSeq names its product ELOVL fatty acid elongase 4 (gene ELOVL4). The transcript has 7 exons. Gene Ontology annotation, cellular component: endoplasmic reticulum; endoplasmic reticulum membrane. Lineage: Eukaryota; Metazoa; Chordata; Ceratodontiformes; Protopteridae. The record is from RefSeq and is a predicted model, not a curated record. Bases 159 to 1073 code for a protein of 304 amino acids. Gene Ontology annotation, molecular function: fatty acid elongase activity. Gene Ontology annotation, biological process: fatty acid elongation, polyunsaturated fatty acid; fatty acid elongation, monounsaturated fatty acid; fatty acid elongation, saturated fatty acid.
AUGCAAUUAUAUUGAAGGUUUAUACAUGUUUACACGUAGAUAAAAAAGGUUGAAACAAAACAGUGACAUUUGCGUUUCCAGUUUUAGUGCUUUAAAGCAAAGACAGCCGCUAUAAAGAAAUUGGAGGACAAGCAUAUAUCAACUUGAAUACAAGAAUCAUGGACUUAGUAGCGCAUAUGAUUAAUGAUACAGCUGAAUUAUACAAAUGGACUCUAACAGUAGCAGACAAACGUGUGGAGAAGUGGACUUUGAUGCAGUCUCCUUUGCCAACUCUAGCAAUAAGCACCCUGUAUUUACUUUUUGUGUGGUUGGGCCCCAAAUGGAUGCGUAAUAGAGAGCCCUUCCAGCUGCGUCCAUGGUUAAUUGGCUACAACUUUGGGAUGGUCAUACUGAACUUCUACAUCUUUAAAGAGCUCAUUUUGGCAACAAGGGCAGCAAGGUACAGUUAUAUCUGUCAGUCAGUAAACUACUCUGAAGAUGUCAAUGAAAUGAGGAUAGCCUCUGCCUUGUGGUGGUAUUAUGUUUCCAAGGGGAUUGAGUACAUAGACACUGUGUGUUUCAUCCUUCGGAAGAAAUUCAGUCAAGUCACCUUCCUUCAUGUCUAUCACCACUGUAGCAUGUUCACCCUUUGGUGGAUUGGAAUCAAAUGGGUGCCAGGUGGCCAGUCCUUUUUUGGAGCCCAUAUGAAUGCUUUGAUCCAUGUUAUUAUGUAUCUGUACUAUGGACUGGCUGCCUGUGGCCCACAGUUUCAGAAGUACCUGUGGUGGAAGAGAUACCUAACAGUAUUACAGCUGGUCCAGUUCCACAUCGCCAUUGGACAUACUGUUUUAUCCUUGUAUAUCGAUUGUCCUUUUCCCAAGUGGAUGCAUUGGACACUAAUAGUUUAUGUUAUUACCUUCAUCUUCCUUUUUGCUAACUUCUACUACCAGACAUACAAACAGCCUAAAAAGGAGUCUGUUAAGGCUACAAAAGUAGUGGCAAAUGGUACUGUAACUAAUGGUGUGACCAACCAAGAUAGAAUGAUGGUGGUGGAAAACGGAAGAAAGAAGAAGGGUCGAGCAAAGAGAGAAUAAGUUUUGCAGUCUUGGCCUUAAAUGAGUCUGAUAAAUUUGAUGGAAUUAAGGAGCCUCUAGAUUUGUUCUGGAGGACUGAUUUUAUGUACAUUAUUGGUGGCUAACAUGUUAUAGCAAGUCUGUACUAUUUAAUCAAAUUACUGGAUGCGACAGCAGAUCGCUGAAUCUCCUUUUUUGACUAUUUACUAGUAGGUAUCACUGGAAACAUUUGGUGCAAAAUAACAGGUAUAAAGUGCUAACUUAUUGUACUGAAACAAAUUAGGCAUUUGAAAAAGUAAAUUGAAAUGGCCAGUUUCCAUAUUUAUUCAUGUAUUUGCUUUUAGAAUAUGGUAACUGGCUAGCAUCUGUGAACAAAUAAAUGGUAUACUCAGAAAGG